UUUCAUAAUCUCUUUCUUCUCCCCGCCCCCCGCCCAUAUCUGCAAUUUCACACUUAACAACAACAGUCCGCCAUAUUCAUCCAUCCAUGGCUUCUUACGCCAUUACUAAUCCUCUCAUGUCCUCAAAUUUCCUCGCCAAUUCUUUAAUCUUCAUCUCUCCCCCAACUCCUAAAACAACAACAACAACCAGAUUCUUCCCUUUUCUCUCUAAUCGAAAAAGAUUUCUAAUCCCACAAUCGCUCCUCAAACCAGGAGGAGGAGGAACAAGAUCAAAUAAUGAAUUUCAAUCCGUUUCAUCCAAAGCUACUUUAUCUACUAUACUCCUCCUCUCCUCAAUUUCUCCCCAAGCUCUCGCCAUCGAUGCUCCAAUCACUCCACCACCUGUAAUUCAACUCGAAAACCCUAGCUCAAAUCCAACAAAUUCGCCCCUGUUUUCGCAAAAUCUCGUCUUGACAGCGCCGAAACCACAAGCAACAACACCUUCCGAUCUCCCAGAAGGCGCGCAGUGGCGGUAUAGCGAGUUCUUAAACGCGGUUAAGAAAGGGAAAGUCGAGAGGGUUCGAUUUAGCAAGGACGGCGGCGGACUUCAGCUCACUGCCGUCGAUGGUCGUCGCGCGACCGUGACCGUCCCCAACGAUCCAGACCUCAUCGAUAUAUUGGCAAUGAAUGGCGUUGAUAUUUCCGUUGCUGAAGGAGAUUCAGGCAAUGGUAUUUUCAGUCUUAUUAGUAAUUUGUUUUUCCCUUUACUUGCAUUCGCUGGUCUUUUCCUCUUAUUCGGACGAUCUCAAGGCGGUCCUGGCGGACCUGGUGGAUUAGGAGGAGGACCUAUGGAUUUCGCUAGGUCGAAAUCGAAGUUCCAGGAAGUACCAGAAACCGGGGUUACUUUCGUUGAUGUUGCCGGAGCUGAUCAAGCUAAGUUGGAGUUACAGGAAGUAGUAGAUUUUUUGAAAAAUCCUGAAAAAUACACUGCCUUGGGAGCUAAGAUACCAAAAGGGUGUCUUCUGGUUGGGCCGCCUGGUACAGGGAAAACAUUACUAGCUAGAGCAGUGGCUGGAGAGGCAGGAGUUCCUUUCUUCUCAUGUGCGGCUUCGGAAUUCGUUGAACUGUUUGUUGGUGUGGGUGCGUCGAGAGUUAGGGAUUUGUUUGAGAAGGCGAAAUCAAAGGCGCCGUGCAUUGUGUUUAUUGAUGAGAUUGACGCGGUUGGGAGACAGAGAGGUGCUGGUCUUGGAGGUGGGAAUGACGAGCGAGAACAGACCAUUAACCAGCUGUUGACGGAGAUGGAUGGAUUUUCGGGGAACUCGGGUGUGAUUGUUUUGGCGGCAACUAACAGACCGGAUGUUCUUGAUUCAGCAUUGUUGAGACCUGGUAGAUUUGAUCGGCAAGUGACUGUGGACAGGCCUGAUGUUGCUGGCAGAGUUAAGAUCCUUCAGGUGCAUUCAAGAGGAAAGGCACUUGGGAAAGAUGUGGACUUUGAAAAGAUAGCGAGAAGAACACCAGGAUUCACGGGUGCAGAUUUGCAGAACCUGAUGAACGAAGCUGCUAUUCUAGCAGCUAGGAGAGAGUUGAAGGAGAUAAGCAAGGACGAGAUAUCGGAUGCCCUUGAGAGGAUUAUUGCUGGACCGGAGAAGAAAAAUGCAGUAGUUUCGGAAGAGAAGAAGAAACUGGUGGCUUAUCAUGAGGCUGGUCAUGCUUUGGUGGGUGCAUUAAUGCCUGAGUAUGAUCCCGUUGCUAAAAUUUCUAUAAUUCCUCGUGGACAAGCUGGUGGUCUUACCUUUUUUGCACCAAGUGAAGAGAGGCUCGAAUCUGGACUGUAUAGCAGGAGUUAUUUGGAGAAUCAGAUGGCGGUUGCACUUGGAGGAAGGAUAGCGGAAGAGGUUAUUUUUGGGGAAGAAAAUGUUACGACAGGUGCGUCAAAUGAUUUUAUGCAAGUAUCGAGGGUGGCAAGACAAAUGGUGGAAAGAUUUGGUUUCAGCAAGAAGAUUGGACAAGUUGCCAUUGGAGGAGGUGGUGGCAAUCCCUUCUUGGGUCAACAGAUGUCGUCCCAGAAAGAUUACUCAAUGGCUACAGCGGAUGUGGUAGAUUCAGAAGUUAGAGAGCUGGUUGAACGUGCAUACUCGAGAGCCAAACAGAUCAUCACAACCCACAUCGAUAUCCUUCACAAACUCGCACAACUUCUUUUGGAGAAGGAAAGUGUUGACGGUGAAGAGUUCAUGAGUCUCUUUAUUGAUGGCAAAGCACAACUUUUCGUUUCUUGAUUUAUUCCUUCUUCUGUCUACGAUGGAUGUACAGAAUAAUAGAGAAUAUGUAAAACCCAAAUUGUCAUUUUAUACGAGGUUUGUUUGAAUU
Messenger RNA from Impatiens glandulifera, 2346 nucleotides. Its product is annotated as ATP-dependent zinc metalloprotease FTSH, chloroplastic-like. Gene Ontology annotation, molecular function: ATP-dependent peptidase activity; ATP hydrolysis activity; metalloendopeptidase activity. NCBI's taxonomy places the organism in Eukaryota, Viridiplantae, Streptophyta, Magnoliopsida, Ericales, Balsaminaceae. The transcript has 4 exons. The record is from RefSeq and is a predicted model, not a curated record. Gene Ontology annotation, cellular component: membrane; chloroplast thylakoid. Bases 87 to 2255 code for a protein of 722 amino acids. Gene Ontology annotation, biological process: proteolysis.